AUGCCCAACUAUGCAAAAUUCCUCAAAGACAUUUUGAGUGGUAGGAGGUCUUGUGAUGCGGUGGAGACGGUCAACUUGACCGAGAAUCGUAGUGCAAUCAUAAUGAACAAGUUGUCACCCAAGUUGAAAGAUCCCGGAAACUUCUCUAUCCCUUGUGCCAUUAACAAGAUGCAAAUUGAUAAUGCCUUAUGUGACUUAGGAGCUAGUGUUAGCUUAAUGCCAUAUUCAGUUUAUCAAAGACUUGAGUUAGGGGAAUUCAUGCCUUCUAAAAUUACCUUGCAAUUGGUCGAUAGGUCAAUUAAGAUUCCUAAGGGGAAAGUUAAGGAUGUUCAUUUGAGAGUAGGGAAGUUUGUAAUUCCGGUAGGAGAAGAGGUUAUUGAAUUUGACUUGAAUGAAAGCAUAAAAUAUCCAUGUUCUUCUCUAGAAAAUUGCAUGUUGAUUGAUUCUCUUGAUCAUGUUGUAGCUUCCAUGCAUGAGAACUUGCUCCCUUCUAAUGAUCCUCUUGAGAAUAUCUUGUUGAACAAGGAUAAGAUAGGUGCUCCUAUCAAGGAAGUGGCAAUGUAUGAGGAUUUGCUAAAGGGAAGCAUUGAGGAAGUGGAUGAGUAUAUGUGCAUGAAUAUCUGA
Messenger RNA from Chenopodium quinoa (quinoa), 624 nucleotides. RefSeq lists its product as uncharacterized. NCBI's taxonomy places the organism in Eukaryota, Viridiplantae, Streptophyta, Magnoliopsida, Caryophyllales, Amaranthaceae. The coding region runs from base 1 to 624 and encodes 207 amino acids. The transcript is spliced from 2 exons. The record is from RefSeq and is a predicted model, not a curated record.